GAAGCUUGGUCCAUCAUCAGUUUUUUAACUCGUCCGAUUGUGGAAGCAUGAGUUCGGCAUGUCUUUAAUUUUGAACGACAUGAUGGGCGAGAACGACGACGACAACAGCGACCUCAGCGAACACGCGAGAUUUUUAACCAAAGGCGCAUUCCUCUUAACGCCGAGCCACGACCUGAGCCUGGACAAGGCGGCCAACAUCUGCGACAAGCUGAACUUCCGCGGCAGCUUCAGCCUCACCAAAACCGCCACCGGCAUCCUAUUUAAGUUCUCCGAGCCGGAAGACUACAACCAGGUCUUCCGCAAGGGUUUCCACAAGGUGACUGGAGGAAGGCUGUACAGAAAAGUGGCGAUCCCUUGCAGGCCUCAGAAAACGUUCUCGUUGCUCGUGCACGAAGUACCGAACGACCUACCGGAAGACGACAUCAGAGCCAGCUUGUACCGAUACAUGUCGAUCGUGGAAGUGUGCCGCAUCCCACCGAAAAUCGACCAGGUGCCCGGCACCCCCAAUCCGAUACGCGUGACCGUCGCCUCGCUGGAGGAGUACAACAACUUGCUCCAGCAAGGCUUGGACUUCUACGGCGCCACGUACUUCCCCACCGAACCGCUGAAGAAGGACCAGCUGCGGGGCUCCAAAGAACGUCUGUUGCCGGUCUUCGAUUCGUCCGGGUUCUCGCGACUGCCGCCCCCUCCGAGCCGUACCCUUAAGCCGCGACCAUGAGGAACCACCCCGGCCGACGAUUGCAAGGAACCAGUUUUAACCAAACUCAGCCGCUUGAUGCACACGUACGACUGUACAAAAAACUGUGAGUGGUUUGUUUUUUUCUCACGUUUAUUACUAAUAAUUAUAUGAAUUUUCAGUUCCUAACAUUCUUGUCUUGUUUGUACUAUUAAUUAAUAAAGAAUAUUGUGAAUGAUAA
This is a messenger RNA of Aethina tumida (small hive beetle), 917 nucleotides long. RefSeq lists its product as uncharacterized. Lineage: Eukaryota; Metazoa; Arthropoda; Insecta; Coleoptera; Nitidulidae. The record is from RefSeq and is a predicted model, not a curated record. The transcript has 3 exons. Bases 59 to 718 code for a protein of 219 amino acids.